Myotis myotis is the source of this 8600-nucleotide messenger RNA. It is a transcript of the gene GAB2, whose product is annotated as GRB2 associated binding protein 2. Lineage: Eukaryota; Metazoa; Chordata; Mammalia; Chiroptera; Vespertilionidae. The transcript has 10 exons. The record is from RefSeq and is a predicted model, not a curated record. Bases 125 to 2179 code for a protein of 684 amino acids.
GCAGCCGCGGCCGCCUCGGCCCCUCCCCGCCCCGCGAGCUGCGCACCGCCCGCCGCCCGCCCCAGUGACUCGCGCCCGCGCCCUUGUCCAUCCGACCCCGCGGCGGGCUCCAGGCGCCGGCAGCAUGAGCGGCGGCGGCGACGUGGUGUGCACCGGCUGGCUGAGGAAAUCGCCCCCCGAGAAGAAGUUGAGGCGCUAUGCCUGGAAGAAACGCUGGUUUAUCCUGCGGAGUGGCCGGAUGAGCGGUGACCCCGACGUCCUGGAAUACUACAAGAAUGACCACUCCAAGAAGCCCCUGCGGAUCAUCAACCUCAACUUCUGUGAGCAGGUGGACGCAGGCCUGACAUUCAACAAGAAGGAGCUGCAGGAUAGCUUUGUGUUUGACAUCAAGACCAGCGAGCGCACCUUUUACCUGGUGGCUGAGACCGAGGAGGACAUGAACAAAUGGGUCCAGAGCAUCUGUCAGAUCUGCGGCUUCAGUCAGGCUGAGGAGAGCGCAGCGUCCUUUCUCCUUUUCACAGAUUCGCUGAGAAACAUUUCCUCAGCCAGUCACGGCGCCCGCUCCUCUCCAGCCGAGCUCAGCAGCUCCAAUCAGCACCUUCUCCGAGAACGAAAGUCCUCAGCCCCGUCCCACUCCAGCCAGCCGACCUUGUUCACCUUCGAGCCCCCCAUGUCCAACCACAUGCAGCCCACCUUGUCCACCAGUGCACCCCAAGAGUAUCUCUACCUGCACCAGUGCCUAAGCCGGAGAGUGGAGAACACCAGGAGUGCCAGCUUCUCUCAGGGCACCAGGGCCUCCUUCCUCAUGAGGAGUGACACAGCUGUACAGAAACUUUCCCAGGGCAACGGACACUGUGUCAACGGGGUCAGCGGUCAAGUCCACGGCUUCUAUAGCCUCCCCAAGCCGAGCCGACACAACACAGAAUUCAGAGACAGUGCCUACGACCUGCCCCGGAGCCUGGCCGCCCAUGGCCACACCAAGGGCAGCCUCACAGGCUCCGAGACUGAUAACGAGGACGUGUACACCUUCAAGACGCCCAGCAACGCCCUGUGCCGGGAGUUCGGGGACCUUCUGGUGGACAAUAUGGAGGUGCCGGCCACCCCCCACUCAGCCUACCAGAUCCCUAGGACCUUCACCCUGGACAAGAACCACAAUGCCAUGGCAGUGGGUGCUCCUGGGGACUCGGCCAUAGCUCCCCCACCCAGACCCCCCAAGCCAAGCCAGGCAGAAACACCUCGCUGGGGCAGCUCUCAGCAGAGACCCCCCAUCGGUGAGAACAGCAGAUCGGUCUCUGCCGCCACCAUCCCCAGGCGCAACACCCUCCCGGCCAUGGACAACAGCCGACUUCACCGAGCUUCUUCCUGCGAGUCCUAUGACCACCCUCAGCGAGGCGGAGAGAGUGCCGGCCGCUCUUCAGAGUCCAUGAGUGACGGAGUCAGUUCUUUCCUGCCGGGGAAAAUACGCAUAGGCCGAUCAGACAGCACCAAUUCCGAAGACAACUACGUGCCCAUGAAUCCCGGCUCCUCCACUCUGCUGGCCUUGGAGCGAGCAGGUGACAACUCCCAGAGCGUCUACAUCCCCAUGAGCCCAGGACCCCAUCUCUUUGACCCCCUCAGCUACCCUGCAACAGCCCUUUCUAUGCAUCGAGGCUCCAGCCGGGGGAGUGAGAUCCAGCCACCCCCUGUCAACCGCAACCUCAAACCUGACCGCAAAGUGAAGCCAACCCCACUCGACCUGCGGAGCAACACCGUCAUCGAUGAGCUCCCCUUCAAGUCCCCUGUCACCAAGUCUUGGUCGAGGGCCAUCCACAGCUUCAACUCCAGCUCCUCCCAGUACUGCCGCCCCACCUCCACCCAGAGCAUCACCAGCACGGACUCAGGAGACAGUGAGGAGAACUACGUCUCUAUGCAAUACCCAGUGUCUGCCUCGCCCAUUCCCAGCGGCACCAACAGUCCAGCCCCGAAGAAGAGCACCGGCAGCGUCGAUUACCUGGCCCUGGACUUCCAGCCAAGCUCUCCAAGCCCCCACCGCAAGCCGUCCACAUCGUCUGUCACUUCCGACGAGAAGGUGGACUACGUCCAAGUGGACAAGGAGAAGACCCAGGCCCUGCAGAGCACCAUGCAGGAGUGGACAGACGUGCGGCAGUCCUCGGAGCCUUCCAAGGGUGCCAAGCUGUGAUGGGGCUGCCAAGCCUGGAGAGGGGCCCAGGCACUGAAGUUGGCUCCUCCCCAACUCCCCUCUCUCCUAUCCUGUUGCCCCUUCCAACCUCCCCUCUACUUGGCCACCCUUGGCUUCAAGGCACUGAGGUCAGGGACCCUGAGCCUUUCCUGGGAGGUAGGGCCUGAUGGAGGCACCGCCUCCACCCCCCAGGCCCACCUCUGGUUUUUACCAGUGAUGGCCAUGCCUCCAUUCACCUUAGUUAGGGCGCUUGCCAAAAGCAUCCUUCAGCCUCUUCCUGCCCUUGAGACCUGAGUACCUUCCAGAUGUGUGGAGGGAAGCGCCGGGGCUCGGAGCUGGACUCCACACCUCACCUCCCUCCCAGCCCCCUUGCCGCCGCCUCUGGGCUGCCUCCUUCAGUCCCGGAAAAGCCCAUCGUCUCACUGACCAGGACGACGAGGACCAGCAGACCAAAGUGGACAUGGACUUUAUCCCUUUCUGUCUCAGCAGGGGAGAGGCAAGGCCACCAAAAGGUGGAGGAGUUGAGAGGGAAGGUUAGAGGUGGUCUCUGGGCACAAAGGACUUAGAUCCCCAGCUGCACUGCCCCCCUCCCCACUUUCAGCCAAGUGGCAGUGCACCUGUUGCAGGUGGAGGGGCAGAAGAAUGAGGACAAAAGGAAGGAAAAACUGAGGAUGAAGGGCAACAAGAACAAGGAAAGGGCCAUCGCCCAGGAGAUGGAGAGACAAGGACACAGCUUGAUCCUCAGGGGCCGGCCCUGGGAGCUUCCCCAGGACCUCCUCAAGUUCCUGCCACCUGAGGGUACCACGUGAGAGAGGGCUUGGGCGGGGCUGGAUGGUAUGGGGUAUGGGAGAGAGGGAGCCUGGGGGGCACUGGAGGUGAUGCAGGGCCUGAGGGACGACCCUGGGACCGCAGUGGGCUGGGCAGAAGGCAGUGCAUGGACACAGGGGGGACGGGCAGCAAGUUUCUGCAAGAUGAGCAGUGCAGGGGGUGCAGGUGACUGAUGGAUGAGAGGCAGGAGUGAAGGCCUUGUGGGGACAGCAUAGCAAAUAUACCCAAAGGGCCCAGUGGAAUGGCCGAGGCAGUGCUGUGGGGAUCAGGAUGGAGCAGAAAGUGAAGGAGAGAUGUCAUGUGAGGGGAGUGGUGUGCGUAGUGUCAGUUCCCAGCAGUCAUGGAUGAUGGGGAAAGCAGUGCAAAGGAGCGAGCAGGGCAGAGCCUGGAGGAUGACAUGGGAUUUGGGCCAGGGCAUGGUGCCAGCUGAGUGUUUCUCAGCUCCUCUCACACUAUGUUGAACCCUCACAGCCCAGGUGCCAUGUUGGACUCAAACCUGGCUGCAGGGACAGGAGGGGGGCUUCACCUCAGCCACUUUCUCCUGAGCCAGGGCCAGGGGGGAUCUGAAUCUUAUGUUAAAAGUUCUUGGCCAAAUUUUCUAGUUUCAGAGGGAACUGGGAAGACGAGAUGUUUGAUCCUGCCCUGGGAAGUAGACCAUCCCAACAAAGACGACUUCCUACUAUACUGAAUGGAGGUGGCUACCACUCUUUCAGUUUCUGUGAGUGUGUGUAUACACCCCUCACCAGCCCAGGGCCUGACCACUCCCUAAGAAGUCACAUCCUGGAGAAAUUACUUUCUCCACAGUAGCCCCUCCUCCCGUAUCAUCACCCAGCACAUGUAUUAAUGGCUGCUGGGACCAGGCUCUGGGACAGGCACUGAGGACACAAGGGAUUGGUAAUGGCCAUGAGAGACUGAAAAUGCUGCUGCCCCCUUCCUAGGACGAAACACAGCCAUCCCGAAGUGGCUGGAGCAUGAGUGAGGAAGCGAGGCUGCUCCGGGAGGUGGGUGCCAGGGCAGGCGUGGGAAGGGGCUGAGAUCAGACAAGGUGGCUUCUAGGGAAAGGAGGUGCCCAAGAUGGGGCUCAGAAGAAGAUGGGUCAGAUUUUUAAGUGGAGGAAAAGGCUUGGCAAGCCUUGUGCUUUGGGAACAGAAGACCUUUGGGAGUAUGGGUCCCUGGCUCCGUGUUCCCGCAGGGGAAAGGGCAGUGGUGGCCAUGGCCUACCAUGAGCAGGUGUGCCGUUCCCUCUAUCCAGCCCUGACUGUGUCCCUAGGAGGGGAGCUUUUAAUGGCACCACCCCUGUGCCCAGCAGGCUACAGGUAAGCCCAGGUGUGGGUGCCCUAAUGUCAGUAUUUUCUGGAUGUGCCAUGAUGUGGACUGGCUGGUGUCUUCAGAGACUGUGUUCAGAGCUAAUCUGCAAGGAGCCCUCCCUUCAGUUCUUGGUUCCUGUAACUCCCAAACUCUCAGGGUAGAGAUGGAAGGAAGUACAAGGGAAGAGGACACUGGCUCACAAGCCCCACACUACCGGGUGUUUAGCACAUACCUGUCGGCUCAGUUUAAGAAACUGGUCCUUUGGCCUCUUGGGUCAAAGCUCCCCUCUCCUGGUGGCCUGGCAGGACUAGGGUUGCUGUCUCAGCACCUUUAACACAGGACUCCUGCCUGGGGCGCCCUCCCCCACCUCCAGCUCCACCUCUACCUCUGCCAGGUUACACAUGGCAGAGCAGGAACUGAGAAAAGAGGGAGAGGUUGCUACAGGGAAAUGUCGCUCCCUCGGACCUUGGUUUGCCCGUCUAUGAAAUGGGUGGUUAGAUUAGGUCUCUGAGGCCCCUGAUAGGGCGGAUGCUCAGCUGUUUUAAGGGAGAACUCCCUUCCCUGUGGCCUCUCUAAAGGGUCUGGAUCACUAGGGAUGGGCAACACCCAAACAUUAGCCAGUUAACCCAGUCUCUUCCCUGGUUGAGUUUGGUAACCUCUCCAUCUGAAACCAAACUUGCCCCAUUCGUAGGACAGAAGCACAGCCAUUCUGCAGUGAUUGGAGCACAGGCUCCACCUCAGUCUGCCCUUUGCCCCCUUACCUGCCAUGGGGUUAAGGCCUCAGCCCCCACGAGGCCAGGCCCCUCACCCCCACCCUGCCGCACCCUUUGACGAGCUCUGGAAGCAGAGCGCAGUGUGUCCUUCCUCUCUCUGGGCCUCCCUCUGCAGCGUGUGGGGGAUGAGAUGACCACAGGAGCUUAAAGCCCCGCCUACAGGCCGUCAUCCUGGGACCCCAAGCUCUUUGGGGCUAGGUCGGCCGCCUUGAGGGGCGUCCCACUGGAGAGUCAGGCCGUCACGUGCUAUUUGGUGGGGUGUGUGUGUGUGUGUGUGUGUUGGUUACAUGUCUUGAAGUUUAGAAUCCUUCACAUGGAAUUGUUGCUGUUUGUCAGGAACAGAGAUAGGCUAGGAGAAGUCCAGGCUUGGGUUCUUGCCCUGUUACCAUUUAAAAUUGACAUUUAAUUUUUCAAAUCACUGUUGGUGCCUAAUCACUUAAGUUAUUAAUUUAUUCUGUUUUCUUUUUUAAAAACAAAAAAAAUUGUAACAUAUUUAUCCUGUGAGUAGGUCUGGGGUGGGGCGGGCACGGGUUUGUGUGGGUCAUUUUUGCUGUGGUGACACAUGGUACAGGCCUGACGCGUGCAGGUCGCUUUUUACUGUGGUGUUGGAGCAGGACAACAAUAAAGUCCAACGGAAGCAACCAGCGUGGGCUGCCAUGUCUGCCUGUGGGAGGGGCUGGGGCGGACCAGGCCAGCCUGUGAGUCGUGUGUCAGCGUGAACACAUGCUCGAUGAGAACAUGCUUUCUCAGGGUCCUGGAAAGGCUCUGGGCCAGCUUUCAUUUUAGCAGAAAGUAACUGCUCCUUGGCGAGAAACUUGGGCACUUUUCUUGGCGAGAAGCGAGAAUGAACCCUCCUUACCUCAGAAUCCAUCCUCCUGGUGUGUAAAAUGGGAACUGCAGUAACCUCCACCAAUUCAUCUUUCUUAGAAGGCACCCUGACCGGGGACUGAACAACGAAUGUGUGACUUGGCGCCAACAGACUCUCAGCCCGCUUUUGCUGGGCCCUGCAGCGGACAUUUGAGGGUCUAUGACACUUGGGCCCAAACGCAACUCCUCCACCUACAGCACAAGCAAGAGGCCUUGAAACCAAGCCCUGGCCGCACCACUGGCCGCCACCUUCCCACUUGGUUUGUUCUCCCAAAGGGAACAGGCAGGGUUGUGGGAAAGGGGCCUCCACAUGAGGGCUCUGUGUGCCUCCCCAGCCCCACAGGUGGGAUGGCAUCUGGGGAAGGCCUGCCUCCCAGCUUUCUUCCUGGCCUGGGCCCACAUCCAGCCAGGGGAGGCCACCGCCCCUCAGAUCUCAGAUGGAAGGAAGAAGGAACAUGGUAUCAGCACGAGCUACUGAUGGACAGGCCAGAGUUCCUGGGGUCUGAAAAUCCCCAGAUACUGGGCUGCAGCCCCACCCGAUAGUCCCCUGUCAACACCGCAUCGGGCAGCCCCUUGCCUGUGCACCCACCACCCCUCCAAAGGCAAAGGGCUCCCGCUCCUCAGGAUACCGGGCAUUCUUCCUUCCCUCUUCAGCGCCCGCCUCGUCCUCACCUGUUCACAGAGCACUUCCCUGCAGGUGUUGCCACCCCACGUGGGAUGCCUGACAAGUCAGCGAGCAGGGGGACCCUCCUUACUGCCUAGACACGCGACAUCACAGCCACUGGGUGGGAAGGAAGACAUCUUCAAAGGCUUCAGAGAACCCAUUUUAUUCCUGUUUGAGACCCUGGGUCUCUACUCUCCAUGGAGAAGGGGUACAGCCGUGUCAGGGCACCUGAGGUCAGUAUCUCCUCCCCGCCAGGCCCUCCCGCCAGCCCCCAGGCCGGGGCUCUCUCUCUGCCACUGAGCAGGAGCUGAGCCAGCCGGCUUUCCGGGACAGACAGUGGCUCCGUGAGAAACAGACACAUUGGCAGUAAAUAAGGAUUCUCCAUCUCACCCAGAGGGGAUGCCCACAGUGGCAUCUCAGGCACUGAGGCAGGCUAGGGAGGGGGAGGGUUUCCCACUGCAGGGGCUGUCCUCAUGCUGGUCAGGGCAGACAGUCUCUGAUCCUGAGCCAGGCUGCUUCCCACCUCCCCUCGCUCAGGAAAGCGCAGACACCCACACGUUACCGGUGAACCCCUCAGAGAGCCGGACAGUCGCAGGUGGGACGCAGCCCCGCUCCAUGCCAGGGCCUGGCUCCUGCUCUGCUCUCUGUACUGUCCAACAAAAGGACCAUCUACAAGGAGCUAGAAGGGCAAGGCUACUGGAUGGCAAACACUGGCGCUGUGAGGUUCGGCCCUGUCGGGGGUCUGCAGGGGACAAGGCCAGGGUGUCCAUCUAAGGUGCUUAAGUUGGCCAGGACACUCAGUAAAAUCCUAAUGGGGUCGAGCCCAGUGUCAGGGCCCGAGCCCAAGUUUAAGGGGCUUGGGUCUCACCUCUCCAUCUCAGUCCCUGUGUCCCAGCAGCUCCCUCUCCACCUUUCUAGCCCUCGGAAGGGCCUGCCUUUAGGACUGGACCUGCCUCCAUGGCCCCUCUCAGGCCCCAUGCCCUGGGCCUCCCAGAAGAAAGGGGUCAAGGCCUCCCCUGAGGCUGGCGCCCCCCACAGGCAGGAACAGGGGAGGCUCCCAUUAGAAGACCAGUCUGUGGAAAUCACCACCACUGCCACCAGCAGGGCUGCAGCCCCCAGGAGAGCCUUCAUCCUCAUCCUUGUCUUCGUCGAAGCCCCUCCCCCAGCACGGGGACCCGGGGAGUGCGGAGAUGUAGGCCGCCCUGCUCCGUGCCUCCUUCUCCUGCUCCUGGAACACAGGGGAAAGGGGGAAGGAAGCUCAAAACUCAGGCUCAGAAGCAAGUCCUCCUUCACUCCCUGCCCAUGUCCCCCCAGGCCCAGAGGAGCCACGCUUCUGCCCUAGAGGCGGUCAGCCCCGUGGGCAGACAGGAGGAGGGACCCGUCCUUCCAUCUACACCGAGGCUUCCAGCUCAUUCUUCCUGCUCCCAAAAAACCCAGCCCUUGGAGCAAAGAAACUCAUUCAGACUAACUAGCCUGACAGUCGCUAAGGGCCUGAUGCGACACCAGGAGGCAGGAGGCCCAGGGACUUCAGGGGUCACGUCACACACACAGGGACCCUCCGACGGCUUCCUGGCACCAUUGUCCAGCUCACUGCCUCAGGCACUGGGCACGGACUCUCCUGUGUCCGAGCUCUGCCUCCUGCUGAACGGAGGCCGGCCUCGCUGGGCAGCUGGUGGGAAUGUACAAGCGGCCCCGUGUCCCACCCCGGGUGCCACCUUCCCCCACACACUCGGACUCCAGGUGCUGCUGUCCGGAGGUCCCAGGUGGCCACUGCCGUUGUUAGUCAGAGCCCUCUCAUUGUCAGAGCCCUGGUGUUCCAGUUGCCAAGUAUUUUGACACCAACCUUGACAUCAAAGAGUAGACGGAGGCGGCUCGCUGGGUAGGGAGGCCCCUGGGUGCCCAGAGGCACUCUGUCCGCUCACAGAGCCCACACUGCUCCAUCGGCACUUACAACCCUGAAUAAAUACCUGGUGAUACUCAG